Molecule: messenger RNA, 1142 nt
Organism: Haliotis rubra (blacklip abalone)
Lineage: Eukaryota; Metazoa; Mollusca; Gastropoda; Lepetellida; Haliotidae
Product: probable methyltransferase-like protein 24
Exons: 7
Coding region: 214-1125 (303 amino acids)
Source: RefSeq, a predicted model, not a curated record
CAUGCGGACAAUGUUUAUUGGCCAUAGCAUCCACUGUCAUUUCCCGUUAACGAUUCCCAAUAGAUGUCAGGUUAUUGGGCGGACUAUCUACAGCAGACCUAAGAACUGAUAUCUCUGGAACACAUGUAUUCUGGUGUUGUUACUGCUGUAGGCGAGAACCACGUGCAGAUAUAGAUUGCCACGACUGCUGGUCCUGAGGUAAAACCAGCGGAGAUGACGAGAAUAAGACUUCACAAGCUUCUAACGUUCCUCUGUGGAGUGUUGCUAACGUUGAUGCUGGUAACAUCGUCAUCGUGGUUUAGCUGUGACCUCUCGGACAUUCCAAAGGCGAAAGUUAUGAAUCGAUUAGAAGUAUUACAGACGCGGCCAUCCCAGUCGCAGGCAAUUCAGCAGGUAUUACCCACAGAAGAUGCACUUAUGGGGAUGAGCAGAAAGGAUGUAAGCCAGAUAUAUCACGACUAUGUGGCCACGAUACAGGUGACGUGCCAGAGGACGAUCCGACCAGGGCGUUCUGGAGACGGCGGCUGGGACGUGUGUGUAGAUCCACCGUACCGGCUUCAUGCACCGUGUUUGGUGUACUCAUUUGGAAUAAACUUUGACUUCAGCUUUGAUGAUGACAUAGCGAACAAAUACGGUUGUGAUGUGCAUUCGUAUGACCCAAGCAUGAAUGUCGGCGACCACUUGCGUGGGCAACGAAUCUACUUCCACAAAACAGGUCUAAAUGCUACUGACGUCAUUAAUGAAGAUGGAUGGCGCAUGCGCACAUUCUCGUCUAUCUUGAAGGACAACAAUCAUUCUCAGGAAACCAUUGAUCUGCUUAAAAUAGACAUUGAAACGUCAGAGUUAUGGGCCUUACCGGAAAUGCUGGAAUCGGGAUCGCUGCGCCAUGUAAAGCAGCUGUGUUUUGAAAUGCAUAUAAAGAGAGGUUUUCAGGACGAACCAACUAAAGAGAAAUAUAUUUUUGGGUUGUCAGUAUUUCGAAAUUUAUAUGAAUAUGGUUUUAGAAUUUUCAAAACACAUAAAAAUAUGUAUGCAAAAUAUAUUUCAAUAUAUGGAAUGGAGCGUACUGGGUGCCAUGAAAUUUACAUGAUCCGCAAGUUGAAAAACAUAUUAUUAGUCGAAUAAACGCAUUUGGUGAAUUC